AAAUUUGAUAGAAAGGCUUUGGCAUAGCUAUCUGUGAUACCAUAGAGCAACGGAGCAUGUGAAGCAUACUAAACUUGAACAACAACACAGAACACAACACGACAACUGUGAGACUCAAUGGAGAGCAUCAAUGCCAAAUACAUAUCACAGAAAAUCAGUAAGACGCGCUGGAGGCCCGUUUCUGCGGCUUCAUUACAACAACCUGAAGUGUUCGCGACAGGAUCAUGGGACAACGAGAAUAACAGAGUGUCGGUGUGGUCGGUGGAGGAUCAUGGAGUGUCACAGAUGGAUGGAGAGUUUGAUGAAGAUCCUCAGUUACUGUGUGAGUUUCAGCACGUUGGGGAUGUAAUGGAUCUACAGUUUCUAGAUCACUGCAGGCUUGUUUCUGCAUCAUCAAGUGGGGCUGUGACCAUCUAUAAACUUCAGUCUGACUGUCAGGCUUUGUCAUUAGCUCAUGUGUGGGAGAGAGCUCAUAAGUAUUCUUGUGAUAAUGCACCUUGCACAGCAGUAGUGUGCAGUAGUCCUGAAAUUGUGUCCGUGGGGGAGGACGGUCGUAUUAUUCUUUACAAGGCAGAUCAGGCUGAAGUUAGCAGAGUUAUUGAGAAUGCAGACAGCAGUACGAUCCAUGGCGUGACAUUUGUGAGGGCGACUGAAGUUCUCACUGUAAACUCCAUCGGCCAGCUGAAGAUGUGGGACUUCAGGCAGCAGAGAGACAGUCCUGCUCAAAUUCUCUCUCUCACUGGAGAUCGAGUGCCCUUACACUGUGUGGAUAAACACCCAAACCAGCAGCACAUCGUGGCCACAGGAGGGCAGGAUGGGAUGCUGUGCAUCUGGGAUGUGAGACAGGGCAACAUGCCCUUCUCUCUAAUAGAGGCCCAUUCUGCAGAAAUGUGGGAAGUACACUUUCAUCCUUCAAACCCCAAUCACUUGUUCACCUGCUCGGAGGAUGGAUCUCUGCUACACUGGGAGACGACUUCAGGAUCAGACAUGAGCUCACUCCUACAGCGGGGCUGGAACAGCAGAGUCAUCUCGCAAAGUGCCAUAUCGCAGCCAGGAGAGAACGAGUCUGUGGUCAACGCCUGGCUGGCUGGAGACUCCAGCAAAAGUCGUCUGGAAGCGACUCACAUGCUGCCCGGCCAAACACUGUCUGUUAACAGUCUUGAUGUGCUUGAGCAGUGCUUAGUAUGUGGCACUGAUGGGGAGGCAGUGUACAUCCAUAGACAGGUCCCUGUGUGAUGAAGAUUGAAGAAAUGCUUGUAAUAUUCUUUUUUUUUAUCUAUAUAUAUACUUCACUUAUUUGUUCAGUUGAUUAAAACUAAACAUUAAUAACUUGGUCAUUAAAAUGGCAAUGUUUGCAAUCUUGGUGUGUCUUCAAAUGUUUUGUUCAAAUACUAAGUGACUUAUGACAGGGUUACAAUUAUGUGGACCCUAAUAAAAAAUUACCAUAGUCCUUGCAUAGUAAAUUGACUUAGCGGUGUUUGAUAAUGCAAGCAGCACUUUUACGAUCAUGUCCCUAUCCCCGAGUAUUACAAUUCGUCACAGAACGCGUCCUGCUCUACUAUCCAACCUACUGAUACAUAUUAUUAUUAUUAUUAGUGGUGCCUGUGAAGAAAGCAUCACUAUUAUAAUCUCACCUGCACCGUUUGGCAUAGACCAAUGAACAAGGUAACAAAUCGACCGGCCUAUGGAUGACACCUCUGC
Molecule: messenger RNA, 1701 nt
Organism: Xyrauchen texanus (razorback sucker)
Lineage: Eukaryota; Metazoa; Chordata; Actinopteri; Cypriniformes; Catostomidae
Gene: nup43
Product: nucleoporin 43
Exons: 8
Coding region: 118-1236 (372 amino acids)
Cellular component (GO): nuclear pore outer ring
Molecular function (GO): protein binding
Source: RefSeq, a predicted model, not a curated record